UUUGACUAAAGUUUACUAAAAUACAAUACUUGCCACAUAAAAGAAAAAAAAGUGCGUCCAAUCCAAGCACCUAGCAAAUUAGUUAUACUUAUCGUCCAUUUAAUAAUUGAGUUUCGUUGAAAUGUAUUAAAAGAAUAUUCUUAAGAGUAUAUACAUUGCAGGCUCAUUAUAAAUUCACAACUUGUGUACAUAUUAUGACUACAACAGCAUCAUACUCUCCAGAACCUACAUUGAGUCGUCGCUGUUCAACAGAGACUAUCUUCAACGCUAAAGCCAGGAUAAUUGCAGACCCUUCAUGGAGUCGUCGCUGUUCAACAGAGACUAUCUUCAGCAUCCAGGGAAGGGAAACCGAUUUUGUGCGCGACACGAGUGACACAGAGUGGGGCAGCGACGAGCAGGGAGUGGAGUUCGAGCCCGUCACCGACACGGACGAGCCGCUCGCCGGAGACACCUCCGAGCUAAGCGAGAACGAGAUAAUAACGACGAAGGUGGUGGAGGUGGUCGUGGGCGACGACGGCGAGCUGCAGCUGGCGGACACGGAGUGCACGGACAGCAGCAGCGACAGCGAGCUCGACCUGCACGACUACUGGAGCUGUGCCCACUGUCGGGCGCCCAACAACAACCCGCUCUACCGAUAUUGUCAGAAGUGCUUCAAUGUUCGCAAAAACUUGUUCCCGCCGAGACCGCGACCGAAACACAAACGCAAAGCGAGCGCCGAGCCCGCCGACGCCCUGCGCCCGCUGUCGCAGGACUCCGGCGUCGACUCGCUCGCCGGCAGCCAGGUCUCCGCCGGCCUCAAGCGGCGCGCCGGCUCCGAGGACCGGCUCGCCAAGCGCAGCCGGCGCGACUCGGACAGCGACGCGGAGCGGUCGGACGGCGCCGGGCCGGUGGCGCCGGCGCGCCGGUCGGCCAGCGAGCCGGCGCCGGACGCGUGCGUGGUGUGCGUGUCGCAGCCCAAGACGGGCGUGUUCGCGCACGGCCGCAUCGCGCACAUCUGCUGCUGCUACACCUGCGCCGUCAAGAUCUGGAAGCGCGCCGGCCGCUGCCCCGUCUGCAACUGCAAAGUGAGUAACGUGCUGCGGGCCGUCGUCAUGUGACCGGCCCGGCCGGGCCGUGGCGGGUGACCGAUGUUUCUGUACAAAUGUACAAAUCGUAUUAAAAAGAACCGACUAGGAAUAUUGAGUAGGGUAAGGAAUUAGUUCUCUUUUAGGCGUUUUCAAACAUUGUAAAUAACUUUCAAUUUAAAGAGCUGCGCAGACUCAGUACAGAACAGACUCGUAUAAGAACUUAUUAAACGACGCGGCGCUGAUAUAGCGCUUCAGUUUGAGAGUUGACAGUUCAGCGCCGGGGACACGCAGCACGCGUGACGUCUUGUAAUAAUUCGGUAUCUAACGAUGUUUUUAAUUUGCGUUCAAUUUUAUUUAUUUAAGUUACUUUUCAAUUUACAUGUGAUACUAUAAAUGAAUAUCCGGCAUCAUAAUUAUGGUAGCGUACUUGCUUGCAUAUUAACAAUAAAUGUUACACGAAGCGAAUUAAGAAGAAUAUUAGAUUUUCAAAUUUGUAUACGUUCAUUUGUGCGUAUCCCAUUAACGCAAUCCGUCUGAGCGUAUUUAUAUUUUUUCUCUAACAUAUAGAAUAACUUUUUACAUAAACAAUUAUCAAUAUAAAAACUAAGACCUAACUUUAAUACUUUGACUAAAAAAAUGUUUAAUAUUUUCUAGAGAUCGCAGUGAACUAAUAAAACUAAAAACUGAACGUGGACUAAUAUAAUCUUGUAUAUAUUAUGAUACCGCGGCAACAGACCGUAAAUACAGAAUCUUAUGAUAAAAAAUAAUUUUAAUCUCAUUAUACAAUAAUUUAAUGUAAAGAAAAACAUGAAUAUUACAUUUGAAAUUCAAUUCGCAAAAGUCAUAUUGUGAGAGAGUCAUAAAAGGAAUUAUAAUUAAUAUAAUUAUAAUGAACAUGGACGGUAACAAACUUGAAAAUCUAAUAUUUUAUUCUGUACUCGCUUUAAAUAUAUGUUUCAAUUACAUUAUCAAAUGAACACACUAUUAACUCGGUCAUUAAACUUUACCUAGAAAAUGAGAACUAAAAUAUAAAAUAGCUUAGUUAGUUAAAUCACUAGAAUAAAAAUUGAUUAAUUUUUUUUAUUUGUGAUAAAUUCUUAUAAAUCUAUUUGUUAGUAAUUGGUCAGAUAAAAGAGAGUAAUAUAUUAUUUUUAAUUAUAAUAAGUUUAGGUUCAUAGAACAUUAACUGCGACAAAACGUAACUGUUCAUAUUAUUACUAUAGACAAGCUUAUAAACAGAUAUAGCCAUAUGAUUAUAUCUUCAUGAUAAAUUUAAACAUUAAAACUAAGGAAAAACAAUAUGGACAAAGGUAUGUAUGCACAUCAGUAAAGCUUAAUAUAUAAGUGGCAGAUAAAUUAUGAGCACUCGGUAAAGCCUGAAUAAAAAUGCUGAACCUGCAUCGGUCAGAUAUUUCAUUAUAAGCUGCCAUUGAUCAAAGAUCAUUCAGAUGAAAUGGGAAUUAGUUAAUCUGACUAUGAUCAGUGUUACAGAAACCGGAGAUCAAAUUUUAGUGGUGACCACAUAGACUGCUCACGUUAUCAGUGAACUGGAAACGGAAUGAAUGUUAGUAUUUAAUAAUAUAUCCCAUUGGCAGAGGAGUAAAGAUGAACGAAACUUAGGUUACAUGCGAUUCGCUCUGCGGUGUAUUAUGUACUACAAACAGUUCUUGAUUCUUGACUCCAUUUAUUAUCCACUUCAAUUUUACUUCCAAAGUUCGCUGCCAAUCAAACAUCAAAAAUUUCGACCAAUGAAGCGAUUUCAAAGUCAAAGUAGUUUAUCUUCACUACCGCCACUGGUACCGGCUGCAGGGUGUGAUAUAAUAUAAUACUCGUUGGCUAUACUGUUUAUAAGGGCGACGCCGCGAAACGUGGAGCGUCACAUCUCUGAUAUUGCGCCCAAGAUUGCCUCGACAAUUAAGCACAAUAUAAAUUUAAUUUUAAGGUCUAACUAUUCGAAACUAAUUAUAAAAUUAAGUCUUCGACGACGAUAUAUUCCACCUUAAAUAUUAUUUCCUUUGUAGAUAAGAACAAAAUAAUAUUGUUGAAUUUUGUUGAAAUUUAAUUUUUUUUUUAUUUUGAAUACGGAAUGCACAUAAUAGAGAGAGAGAGAGAUAUAAUCAUAUUACCAUACAGUCGUCAAUGUCGUUUCAAAUAUAAUAACGGGUAUCAGUAAAAUGAUACGACAUUUGUUCUGAAUCGUAUUAAUGGCAUGCUUAACUAUAUUGUUUUAGAAUAGAAACGUCUUAAUAUAAAAUGAGCGUUUACAGCAUAACAGCUUCAUGGAAUCGCGUUAAAUACGAAGUGCCAUUAUAGCGGGAAGCACGAUUAUUUAGUUCGAUUUUAUUUAAUACAAACAGUUAUAGUUCAUCUACUUUAUUUGUUUAUAGAUGACAACAGAAUAUUCAAUUAGUUAGUAUGUUAAAUGUAAAUAUUACGAAUGAUUUUUUAAUAAAUUUGGGCAAUAUUAAUAAGGGUAACGUUAAAUAAAAUUAUUCGUAACAGAUAUUGUUUUAGCAUUUGUAUUCGGUGUCUUUUGUAAUGGUAAAAGGCUUUAUGGGGGCUAUCAUAACCACCGAGGUAUCCUCUUGGCUUCGCCAUUGUUUGUGUCGGUAAUUGUAACUAAUCCCACCAUGAAUAAAGUUAAUUGAAGUCUAUUCUCAUAUUUCAUAUUAUAUUAGGUUAACGUUUAUAUGGCACAUAUUGUAAAAUUAUAUAUUUUACGUAUAAAAAAGAAUGGAAUCGAAAAAAAGUAAUUCGAUUAAAAAAAUAAAUCAUCAGAUAAUAAAAGAAUUUUCUUUCAG
Molecule: messenger RNA, 3868 nt
Organism: Nymphalis io (European peacock)
Lineage: Eukaryota; Metazoa; Arthropoda; Insecta; Lepidoptera; Nymphalidae
Product: E3 ubiquitin-protein ligase Mdm2-like
Exons: 6
Coding region: 195-1097 (300 amino acids)
Source: RefSeq, a predicted model, not a curated record